AUUUAGAAGUAGCAGCUAUUUUGACACUUCAAGGCAUAUCAUGAGGAGUUGCUUCCUCCUGCUUUUUGGGGGGAUGCUUGCCUUUUUUAUGGUAUUAACAGAGUACAUCCUUGUUUCAGUAAUAAGUGCAGUAACAAUGAAAGAGUAACUGUCUCUGCUUCUAACUUAAAUCCUUCAGGUAAAUUUAAAGAAAGUUGAAUUUAAUGCUUUUCAAUGGAAAGAUAUUCCGAGCAAAAUGUCUAGAGACUACCCUGCAGCUAGCCAAAAGUAUGGCCAAAAAGGGGAAAAUAUGCUCAUUUUUGGUUUUUUAUAAUCAUUAGAUGACGAUAAUGGAAGGUUUUUCCUAAAGUCUUUUGUUUUGUUUUUUUAGUUCUUGGAAUGUACAGCUGGAAUUGGUUCGACUUAUUUCUUCUUUCAAACCUCUUAUAGCCAUUACUAAGGUUACAAACAUAAUCAGUAUGAUCAUUAAGAGCCCUCUUCUUUCCCCACUGCCUUCUCAGAAUUUAACCAUACCAGAAAGCAUGCAACUUGCUGUGGGGAAUGUUUUGGGAGCUGUUUUUGAUGGUCAAAAUGAUGAGAAUGGGAGUGCUUCUAAUGCUCAAAUUACCCAAAUUACAAAAAUGCCCCUGGUUUUGCCUGUUGAGGCAUCCAUCUUUGCUCUUUUCUUGAUUGUCUUGCUCGGUGCCUUCUAUGUUGUCCAUAGUGUUUGGGUUGCAGCAGAGGCGUAUUCGGCUCCUUCAAUUGUGCUUACAUCUCAUUCCCAUGAUGGACUUCAUGUUUUUGAUGAUUUCAAAGAGGCCUAUGCAUGGUUAAGCCAUAACACAGAAGUAGAUGACAAGGUAAGCUUCUAUUAUUUCAAAAUUUAA
Molecule: messenger RNA, 866 nt
Organism: Lactuca sativa (garden lettuce)
Lineage: Eukaryota; Viridiplantae; Streptophyta; Magnoliopsida; Asterales; Asteraceae
Source: RefSeq, a predicted model, not a curated record